This is a messenger RNA of Apus apus (common swift), 696 nucleotides long. It is a transcript of the gene PDRG1, whose product is annotated as p53 and DNA damage regulated 1. Gene Ontology annotation, biological process: protein folding. The transcript has 5 exons. The record is from RefSeq and is a predicted model, not a curated record. The coding region runs from base 44 to 442 and encodes 132 amino acids. Gene Ontology annotation, cellular component: prefoldin complex. NCBI's taxonomy places the organism in Eukaryota, Metazoa, Chordata, Aves, Apodiformes, Apodidae.
GCCCCGGACGGACCGGGACGGCCCCGCCGGCCCCGGCAGCGCGAUGGCGCGGGACCCGGCCUUCGUGCUGCGUUACCUGGCCGAGGUGGAGGAGCUGGCCGAGGACGUGCUGGCGGCGCGGCAGCAGAUUGUGGACCUGGACUUGAAGCGGAACCGGAACCGCGAGGCCCUGCGGGCACUGCAGAAGGACCCAGAGCCUGAUGACCUGGCCGUGGUCUGCUUCGGGGAGAUGUUCAUCGAGCUGCCAAAGGCACAGACCCGGGAGAUGCUGCAGAAGGACCAGGAACAUCUGGAUGAGGAGAUAAACAACCUCCGGAAAGAGCUGCGUGUGAAGGUCAAUCGCCUCUUUGAGGCUCAAGGUAAACCCGAGCUGAAGGGAUUUAACCUGAACCCCAUGAGCGCUGAGGAAAUGAAGCUCAUCAAUCGCAUCCUGGAGGGCUGAGGUGGCUGAGCCACCAUCUGGACUCUGUCAUCCCCAGAGCUCACCCUGCAACAGCCACAGCCUUUGAGGUUUGCAGGAGACAGGCCUGCCCAGAGCCCACCUGGGUGAGCUCCCUGGGAAGCAUUUGGCUCUUCAGCUACAGCACUGCAGCUUCCCUGGAUCACAAACCCUUCCCUGCUCCUUGCUGCACAGCCCUGCUGGGACAUCCAAGGCUGGGGUGGAAGUGGGAUUAUUAAAAUCAGAGCAGCCAGGCA